ACCGCUGUUUAGCUUGCAUACGGGCAGGAAAAACCUGCGUCCUUAGGCGGACGAACAAUGGGCGAUGCUAAUCUAGAGAGCAGCGCGAACAUGCGCCUGCUAUUGCGCCUUCUUUUGUAGCAUCUGUUCACAGAACAACAGCCUGUAGAUGUCUUGAUUGGGGGACGAUAGUGAGAUGAAUUGGAGAGUGAUAGCCUUCGCUGUCAUCUGCAUGGUUGUCAUCGUUGAAGCCCGGAGAAGAAGCACAGGUCCGGUAAAAUGCAGCAACACUGAAGUAGCCGUCCGAGGAUGGCGCCGGCGAGAUCGCUUCUGCAGGCCUAUGCUUACCCGACCAUCACUUCGGUGGAGGCGCCGGAAGUGCAUCUGCAAGAUGGGCUACGUGCGAAACGCCUGGAAUCAGUGCGUUCCCCGUAGCGAGUGCAACAGAUGCAAGCUAUAUAGGCGCAUGGACUACAACCUUUGCGAAACCGCAUGUCCGCUGACGUGCGGUUAUCCAAUCCCGACGUUCUGUCCAAUGCAGUGCGUGAAGGGGUGUGCCUGCCCUCCUGGAUACGUAAUCGAUCCGAGGAGUGGGACGAAGUCGUGCAUAUCAGCCAGGUGGUGCCCUCCCAGGUGCCCACCGAACUCUCGUUUCCGCCUUUGCGUAUCGACCUGCGAACCAAGAUGCGACACGCCGAGACCGAGGAAGUGUUUCAAACGUUGCUACGGGGGCGACUGCGUCUGCAAGUGGCGCUACGCUAAACUGUUCCAGCAUGGCCAGAUGCACUGCGUGCGCAGAAGAGAUUGCCCCAGUCGCUACAAGCAGCUGUACGGGAACUAUUACUGGAGCCUCCUUGGAAACGGCACAUUCUAGAGUUAGUUCCUAGGUAUCAGGAUCGCCGAUGAAAAGCUCCAAGGAAACCGAAUGCAGAAUCAAGCUGAGAAGCCCGAGGGAGAAUAGAAUCAAUUAGCUCACAAAACAGCCCACGCAUUCUAUGUGCGGUAGGCUUAAGCAGUUUAAAUUAGCAUACAAAACAGAACAAAAAAUGCACCCUCUGGUUGUCGUCACUUUUGAGCCCUUCCUUGUCAACACACAUUUUCGAUUGUAUUUGGGGAGUGUUCCUAAGGUCCAGGUACUUUUGUGUUAUUAUAAGCGUUUUAAAACUUCUAUGUUGUAAGCAUGGAAACUAUAGCCCAGUGGUAAUCCUGCCAAAACGUCUUUAUCUCCGAAACAUUAAAGAUUCACAAAAAAACGGAUAUGCGACACUGCAUGCUGGGCACUGAAAGCGCACACUUUGGAUUGGUGUCCCUUAUACUUGGUUUAUGAUUUCUCGUUGCUGUGAAGAUCACGAGAUGAGAACAACAAAAUGAAUACAAGGCAAGUCGCGUGCAAUACUCCGUGUAGCCUCUGCCUCGUCCUCGUCUGGUCGUCAUUAGGGCAACAGAAAACCAUGAAUCACCACAACUAGCCCAAUACACUACUCUGCUAAACUUGCUUCGACCUUGGUAGUGUGCUAUAGACAGCGAAUGGCCGAAAGCUCGCUUGUACUUUUUCAAAUAAAGAUGGAGUAGAUACGGCAUGCAAUAUCGCACAUUACUGGUGAUUAAUAGCGCAGUGUAUAUUGGGGCUAGCCUUUGACACUUUAAUACACCAAGUGUCCAGCACGGCCCUGUUUCUUCUUUAGAGGAACUUCAAGUCGUCUCCAGUGAGACACACGAAGUUCAAAGCGGGGAAAAGUUUCAACAUGCGCCCUCUACAGCACUACAACUCUUCCUGGUAGCUAUAACUUGCGAAAUAAAUACUUGACUUUUACGUUGUACAUUU
Molecule: messenger RNA, 1804 nt
Organism: Rhipicephalus microplus (southern cattle tick)
Lineage: Eukaryota; Metazoa; Arthropoda; Arachnida; Ixodida; Ixodidae
Source: RefSeq, a predicted model, not a curated record